Scylla paramamosain (green mud crab) is the source of this 2754-nucleotide messenger RNA. RefSeq names its product polyprenol reductase-like. Gene Ontology annotation, biological process: dolichol-linked oligosaccharide biosynthetic process; polyprenol catabolic process. The transcript has 6 exons. The coding region runs from base 117 to 1070 and encodes 317 amino acids. NCBI's taxonomy places the organism in Eukaryota, Metazoa, Arthropoda, Malacostraca, Decapoda, Portunidae. Gene Ontology annotation, molecular function: 3-oxo-5-alpha-steroid 4-dehydrogenase activity. The record is from RefSeq and is a predicted model, not a curated record. Gene Ontology annotation, cellular component: endoplasmic reticulum.
AUUGGCCGGCAGGUGGGCACGUCAGUCCUAAAGUAGGGACGGUGGCGGUGUUUACUUUCGCCGUCCAGGAACUGAACGGCGUGUGUGCUGUUCCUGUGUUACAGGUGGUAGGCAAAAUGACAGCACUUUCAUUACUCUACACUGCGCUGAAUUUACUCUACCAGCUUAAUUUAUGCAAGCUCAUGUUCGUAUUUUACACUGUGGUGAUAAGCAUGGGUGGGUGUGUAGUGAACUUCUUGAGCGGGGUGGUGGCGGCGCCGCCCCUCCUGUUGCAGGCCUUCAAGUUUGGUAAAAUGGCCCACACCACCCAGGUGAGCAGGCUGCUGGCGGCGCUGGAAGUACCCCGUAGAUGGUUCUUCCAUUUUUAUGUCUCUGCCUCCAUAGUGGUGACAAUUGCACUUUCCCUGAUGUGGUAUGUGUAUGUGUCAGGAGCCGGCUUUCCUCCCUGGGCCACCACCACCUUGGAUGUUCUCACCACACCACACAGGACACAAGCAGUCAAUGUCACCAGUGCAGCCAUGGCACUGUGCUUGCUGGCCCUCCAGAUAUACCGCAGACUAUAUGAGAACCUGUUUGUGAGUGUGUUCAGCUCAGGUCACAUGAAUAUCCUGCACUAUAUUGUUGGUCACACCUUCUACCUUGGGGCGGUGACACUCCUCCUCUCGCAGGCCCCAGGCUUUACCUCUGUAGAGUCACACAUUGUGUUUUCUGGCAUUGAGAUUCAGCACAUUAUUGGGACUGUGAUUUUCCUGCUUGGCUUUGUGGUGCAGCAUUGGAGCCUCUGUCUGCUGGCUGGCUUGAGGAAGAACAGAGGAACAAAUAUGCAAGAGAAGUACUUGAUGCCGGAGGGAGGUCUGUUUGAGGUGGUGUCAUGCCCUCACAUGCUGGCUGAGGUGUUGCUCUAUGUAGGGCUGCUCAUCAUCCUUGGUCCUGGCAGUGACUGGCUCUGGGUCACACUCUGGGUCCUCUGUAAUCAGGUCCAGGUGGCAGUGAUGAAUCACAAAUGGUACCAGGGCACCUUCAAGGACUACCCAAAGCACCGCCGUGCCAUCAUCCCUUUCGUGUUGUAAAGACACAAGCAGCUGAAUUCGUGGCCUGCUGUCCCGCACUAACUGAUGCACCUGUUGCUUUGAGUUUUCAGCUGUUUUGCUUCUGUGAUAUGCUUCCUCUUUGGUGGAGCUGUGAUAACACACUUUGUGUUGGACUCAGGGUGUCUCAUGUUCUGUCUCAGCUCUGUUCCUCUGCUGUUGCUGCUCAUUGAUAUUUUGAUCAAGCAGAGUAACAACAGAGCAGCUGAUGUUGGUCUCAUUCAGUCAUUUGAUGUAUCAUAUUAUUUUUUUGUCCUGCACCUCACCUGUCCUGUUUUGCUUUUCCCUCUUGUUUCUUGUUUUAUUCAGAACAAAGUGUGUGUGGUUUUAAAUGUUGUGGUUAUUUCCAUUUACUCCACCACUGCUUUCUUGCCUUCCUUAUCAAUACUUGACUGUCAUGGUGCUUUGUGCUCUCAGACACAAUGUUCAAUAACAUAAUAGAAAAUUCUCAUGGCCUCAUAUUUCCAUAAUUACGUAAUAUUUAGCCAUUGAAAUGUUCAGAAUUUUAAGAAAUUGCAUCAUGGGUAAAUAUAUCUUAAAAGUACACAAUUUUACUGACAACUCAUGAUCCACUACCUCCUUUAGUCUGAAAGGGAACUUUUCUCCAACCUAGACCUCAAGUGCCUCUAUAUUAUGUUUUUGGAGGCCUGGAUGAUUGGCCUGUAUAUUGUACAUCUCUGAAGUCUGGAUUGUCUGCCCAUACCCAUGAUGGAAGAGAAAGUAUCUUUUAAGUAAUGCCUGUAUAGUGUUAUACUGCCCCUUGGUGCUUCCUCAUGCUCUCAUUAUCAAAGGUAGGAUUGAUGACAGCAUGUGGAUAAUCUCUGGUCAGUCAUUGAUCACUAAAAAUGGCCAGCUUCCAUCGAGCCUGGAAUUCACGUGCUCAGUCAUCUCUUGUUGGCUGUAGCUUUGAGCCAGUACCUUAUUGUAUUUUUUUUUUAUACAUAAUUGCAGUAUUUUAAGUAAAUAUAUAAAAUAAAACACAAAUAUUUUCUGUAUUAGUGUUACAUAAAGGGGAAAUGUGCAGUAAUUUUUUAAACUAGAUAUUUGUGAAAAUUACUGUAUCAUUCCAUGCAGAUCUUAGCAUUAUUUUGUACAGAUACUUUCUGUGUUGACUGUUGGGGUGUUGUUGCCAUGAUGACUGGCCAUUUUUGUUCUGCCAGUAUUCAUGAGAAACCCCCAGUUCCUCAUACUGCACCUUACUGCUGUACAAUAAUGCAAACAAGGACUUGCAAGGUUUUAGCAAAUUCAUCAUAUAGUUUCUCUUAAAUCUAUGUAUGCUUGAAAAGAAUGAUAAGAUUUGACAAAAACUUGUCUGUCAGUGAACUGUGUUUAGUGAAUUACUCUACAUGAUGGUUGAUCUGGCAAAAUGGCUCAUCCAGCAAGGCUUUACAGUCUAGGGAGGUGGUAACUGAGUGGUUUACUUAUAGUGAUUUAAGAGUUUUGAUCAUGAUCACUGAUAUUUUAUGACCUUUAGAAUCAAUGAAAGGGCUGUUUUGUUGUGUAAAGUGCAUUAUAUUGUGCCUUGUUAGAAACAGAAUGUGCUGUGUUCAUAUACAUACUAAGGCAGGAAUUAAGGGACCAGAUACUGGAAAAUUGUCUCCAGUUAUUACAUUCCAUUAAACAUGUAAUUUGAUAUUAUAUACUGAACUAUCACACUAAAAAGAAA